AUGUUGUCGGUUCAAGAUAAGAAGAGUGAGGAAAUUCAGAUAUCUGAAGAAGAAAAUGAUAAACUUACAAUUAAACCUCUAGGUGCCGGACAAGAGGUUGGUAGAUCAUGUAUUGUUAUGGAAUUCAAAGGCAAAAAAAUUAUGCUUGAUUGUGGAAUUCAUCCAGGCCUCCAAGGUUUAGAUGCAUUGCCAUUUGUGGAUCUCAUUGAAGCAAACGAAAUUGAUUUACUUUUAAUCACUCAUUUUCAUUUGGACCAUAGUGGAGCAUUACCGUGGUUUUUACUCAAGACUAAAUUCAAAGGAAAAUGUUAUAUGACUCAUGCAACUAAAGCCAUAUAUAGAUGGUUACUGUCAGAUUACAUUAAAGUCAGUAACAUAGGUACUGAACAGAUGCUUUACACUGAGGCUGAUUUAGAAAAGAGUAUGGAUCGUAUAGAAACAAUAAAUUUCCACGAAGAAAAAGAUGUUGGUGGUAUUCGUUUUUGUGCUUAUAAUGCAGGCCAUGUGUUAGGAGCUGCAAUGUUUAUGAUCGAAAUUGCUGGUGUUAAAGUUUUGUAUACUGGAGACUUUUCAAGACAAGAAGACAGGCAUCUAAUGGCUGCUGAAAUACCACCUUCAAGGCCGGAAAUUCUUAUUACUGAAUCUACUUAUGGAACUCAUAUACAUGAAAAACGUGAAGAACGGGAACGACGGUUUACUAUGCUUGUCAAUGAUAUUGUCAAUCGAGGUGGAAGAUGUUUGAUUCCAGUUUUUGCGUUAGGACGAGCUCAAGAAUUAUUGUUAAUCUUAGAUGAAUAUUGGGGUCUUCACCCAGAACUUCAUGAUAUUCCUAUAUAUUAUGCAUCAUCGUUGGCUAAAAAAUGUAUGGCUGUGUACCAGACAUAUAUUAAUGCUAUGAAUGAUCGUAUAAAACGUCAAAUUGCUGUUAACAAUCCAUUUGUUUUUAAACAUAUUACGAACCUUAAAAGCAUUGAUCAUUUUGAAGAUAUUGGUCCUUGUGUUAUAAUGGCAUCACCAGGUGUCAUGGAAAGUGGUCUUUCUAGAGAGCUUUUUGAAAUGUGGUGUACAGAUAGUAAAAAUGGAGUUAUAAUUGCUGGUUACGUGGUACAAGGAACACUAGCUAAAGCUAUUUUAUCUGAACCUGAAGAUAUCACAACUAUGACUGGUCAGAAGUUACCAUUGAAAAUGUCUGUAGAUUAUAUAUCAUUUUCAGCACAUACAGAUUAUCAGCAAACACGAGAAUUUAUAAACAUUUUAAAACCACCCCAUAUUGUAUUGGUACACGGAGAACAAAAUGAAAUGCAAAGGUUGAAAUCUGCUUUGGUUAGAGAAUAUGAAGAAAACUCUGAAGAUAUUAAAGUGUAUAACCCUCGGAAUACAGUAGGAGUUGAUUUUUAUUUUACUGGGGAAAAAACUGCUAAAGUAAUGGGAGAAAUAGCUGUUGAGAAACCAGCAGAAGAUAAUAUUUUAAGUGGCGUUUUAUUAAAAAAAAAUUUUAGCUACCAUAUUUUUGCUUCUGAAGAUAUACCAAGAUAUUCGGAUAUGUUAUUAAGUGAAAUUCAACAAAAACAACUUCACAGAUUUACAUCAUCAUUUACGGUAUUACAAAAUAUGUUGUCACAUUUGACUGGCAGUGUACCUGAAAUAAUUAUUCCCAACAAAAAGUUAAGAGUAUUAAAUUCAGUAGAUGUCUCUGUGGAUAAAAACUUUGCUACCCUGGAAUGGACUACUACACCUGAAAAUGAUAUGUAUGCAGAUAUUGUUGUACAAGUUUUGAUGAAGAUUCAGUCAAUGAGUCACGGGGAUAUGAAAAAUGUGGCAUCGGUUCCAUUUACCGAGUAUGACCAUAUGCAUUUCAAGGAAUGUUUGAUUGAAAUCUUACAAGAAAUGUUUGGUGAGGAAUCUGUACCAAAAAUAUUUAAGGGUGAAAAAUUGUUUGUAGCUGUUGAUGGGAAAAAAGCUAAUAUUAAUUUAAAGAAUUUGGAAGUAACAUGCGAAGAUGAGGUUUUGCAACGUAUGGUACAAGCUGCCAUAUCUAGACUACAUAAUACUGUAACACCUUUAAAUAUCACAAAUAUGAAAUAA
Macrosiphum euphorbiae (potato aphid) is the source of this 2085-nucleotide messenger RNA. NCBI's taxonomy places the organism in Eukaryota, Metazoa, Arthropoda, Insecta, Hemiptera, Aphididae. The record is from the annotation of a GenBank genome assembly.